AUGGUUUUAUUCGUUAUAUUCAGUCUAUCCAGGUAUCCUGCAAGCUUCUUGGUAACUAGCCCAGUGGCUGAUAUAAUUACAGGGAUAACAUGUACUGCUUUUAGGGUGUAUCCCAGUAUAGCCGAUAAUUUUCGUUAUCAAGAACUGGAGCAGGUUCGACUUCUGCGUUUCUGUUGCUGUGAGCAGUCAAUUCUUCAUCAACCUCAGCGACCCCAUCAGUUUUCAGACAUUAUAGUCGAUACCGCGGAUGGUAAAGUUCGAGGGUCCGAACUUGUGUACCAAGACAAAAGCAUAUACGCUUUCCGAGGAAUCCCGUUCGCGAAAGCUCCCAUAGGAAACUUAAGAUUUCAGGCUCCGGUACCGGCGGAACCAUGGGAGGGUGUUUUCGACUCAAACAAUGUAACUAUAUGUUGCAUUCAAAUGGAUGAUGGUUCCUCAACCACAACUAACCAAAGUAUUAGAACAAUCCAACAGCAGGAAACUGAAGAUUGUCUCCGUAUUAACGUGUUCGCGCCCAAAAGAAACAAUACCGAGCUGUUACCGGUAAUGUUCUCGAUAUACGGGGGUGGUUUUAAAAUAGGAUGUGCUACAGACAACCUUCUAACUCCUUACAAAUUGGUAAACGACGGCGUGAUAGUAGUUUUGGCGAACUACAGGUUAGGACUUUUUGGUUGGUUAUCUACGGGAGACGAUGUUGUCUUGGGCAACGCCGGGUUCAAAGAUCAGUUGUUGGCUUUAAAAUGGGUCCAAAAAAAUAUAGAACAAUUUGGUGGCGAUCCGACAAAAGUUACUAUAUUAGGACAAAGCGCUGGAGCCAUAUCGGUUGGGGCCCACAUCGUCAACAAGAAAUCUGCUGGAUUAUAUAGAGCUGCAAUAUGCCAAAGCGGAUCCGCUUUGUUUAACAUAGCAUUGGUAUCGCAAUACGACCCCAAAGAAGUUGCCUACGAUCUCGCCAAAUUUAUAGAUCCUACAAUUUCAGAGAGAAAUACUUCUACUGAAAUAAAAGACUUUCUUCAGAGUCAACCUGUCGACGUACUAAGUCAAGCAUUUACAGCGAACCCGAAACUUCAGUUUGAUCCGAUCAUCUGCACUGAAACUUCAUCAUCAUACAAAAUCACAUUACCUAAUUUGCUGACAUUUUUAGAUCUUGAUGCUGUUGAAGCAACUGCUCUAGAAUACGAUACCAACAGCCUCAGCUUGAUACCCAGCGAUUUGAAACCGUUAGACGGCGUCGAUUUGAACGAAGUUGCAAAUGUAAUAAAAGAGACAUACGUCGGCAAAUCCGGAUCAUUUUCAACAAAUUUGGCAGCUGUUGUGGAGUAUAAUAGCGACACCAUGUUUAUAAUAUCGGCGUUAAAGCACGCGGAACUCCAGUCGAAAUAUACGGCCGUUUACUUUUAUGAAUUCUCCUAUGAAGGUCUUCCAUCUCUAUUCCAUAUUAAUGUCGAAGGUCUGGAAGGCUACGUUGCGCACGGCGUAGAGUCUUAUUAUCUUUUUCCGAACUUGAUAAUACCGUCAUUCCCGGAAGACAAUUUGACGGGAGAUAGACUAGUCAGACUUUGGACAAACUUUGCGAAAACGCUAAAUCCCACUCCUGACCUGACGGAUCCACUUCUUAACGUAACCUGGCCGCAAGUUUUGCCUGCGGAUAUUCAGUACUUAAACAUCAAUAAAACUCUAGACGCAAAACGAGACAGGAGAGCCAAAGAGUUUGCCAUGUGGAACCAAACUUACUAUACCUACGGCAAACAACCUUUUAUAGGAUUUUAAAAUCCUACACACAUUAUUAACCAAUGUUUAAUUGAAAACAAA
Messenger RNA from Cylas formicarius (sweet potato weevil), 1812 nucleotides. RefSeq names its product acylcarnitine hydrolase-like. The transcript has 12 exons. The record is from RefSeq and is a predicted model, not a curated record. Bases 1 to 1770 code for a protein of 589 amino acids. NCBI's taxonomy places the organism in Eukaryota, Metazoa, Arthropoda, Insecta, Coleoptera, Brentidae.